Molecule: messenger RNA, 585 nt
Organism: Williopsis jadinii
Lineage: Eukaryota; Fungi; Ascomycota; Saccharomycetes; Phaffomycetales; Wickerhamomycetaceae
Gene: GID8
Product: glucose-induced degradation complex subunit GID8
Exons: 1
Coding region: 1-585 (194 amino acids)
Biological process (GO): proteasome-mediated ubiquitin-dependent protein catabolic process
Cellular component (GO): nucleus; cytoplasm
Molecular function (GO): protein binding
Source: RefSeq, a predicted model, not a curated record
AUGACGAAGAAUAACCUCGUACUUGACUAUCUUAUCUAUGAAGCACAUGAAUCCACAGCUGAAAAGUUUGCCAAAGAAGUUGGUAUAACGCUAGACUGCUCGAUAAGGGGAUAUCAGAGCAUUGGAAUACGUCAUCAGUUGAAACUACACAUCUUGAAAGGGGAUAUAUCCAACGCCAUUGACCUCUUAAGCUUGAGGUAUCCUGAGCUGCUAGAGGAGAACGACUACUUAUACUUCAAGCUGCUGUUGAUGAACUUGAUUGAGAUGAUCCGGCAUCAUGACGGGAGCGAUGAACAGUUUGUGCUUCGCGUGAUACAGUUUGCACAGGAGAAGCUGAGUAACAAAGCAGUCAAGAACCCUGAAUACAUGAAGGAACUGGAGCUGACUAUGACGUUGUUAUUGUACUCGCAAAACAAGGAGUUGCUACCACAGCGGUUGACGAAGCUGUUCGAUUUGAAGCAACGGCGCCACAUAGCAAGCGUUGUUAAUGGAGCGGUACUGUCCAUCGAUUGCGAUGAUUACAACGAGUCACAAUUGAAGCAGCUGAUAAAACUACAGAGAUGGGCAGUCAAUUCCCGGAAAUGA